Messenger RNA from Lottia gigantea (owl limpet), 1728 nucleotides. RefSeq lists its product as hypothetical. Gene Ontology annotation, molecular function: guanylate cyclase activity; protein kinase activity; peptide receptor activity. The annotation marks the transcript as partial. Gene Ontology annotation, biological process: cGMP biosynthetic process; protein phosphorylation; receptor guanylyl cyclase signaling pathway. NCBI's taxonomy places the organism in Eukaryota, Metazoa, Mollusca, Gastropoda, Lottiidae. The record is from RefSeq and is a predicted model, not a curated record. The transcript is spliced from 11 exons.
AAAAGACUGUCUAAAAAUAACGUCAGUUUAACAAAAGAAGUUCUUCAAGAAUUAAAUCAGCUGAUGGAAUUGAAGCAUCAGAAUGUUUGUGCGUUUGUUGGAGCUUGUUUAGAUCCUGGUCGAAUAAUAGUCAUAUGGGAAUAUUGCCCUAAAGGUAGUUUACAGGAUAUCAUCUGGAAUGCAAAUAUCAAACUAGAUCAGCUGUUUAAAUUUGCAUUGUGUCAAGAUGUUGCAAAGGGUCUGGAAUAUAUCCAUAAAAGUUGUGUUGGUUACCAUGGUAAUUUAAAGAGCUGUAACUGUGUAGUUGACAGUAGAUGGACCUGUAAAUUAACUGAUUUUGGUGUUCCUAGACUCAGGGCCAUGGAAAAGGCUUCUAUACCCAAUGAAGAAGCGAGUGAUAAAAAGCUAUGGACAGCACCAGAAGUUUUAAGAAGUGAAAGAAAUGUUGAUUUUCAGAAGGUUGAUAUCUAUGCGUUAGGUAUUGUUGUUAAAGAGGUGUUCACGAGAUCUGGUCCAUAUUCAGAGUUCGGAUUCUUGAACUCGGCUGAAAUUCUUGACAAAGUUCGAUACUCUACACAUGGAUCAUUAUUCCGGCCGUUUUUAACCCGAGAAAUACGUCAAAAUGGAGAGUUAACGUCCCUGAUUGAAGAUUGUUGGUCAGAAGAUCCUGGUGUUAGGCCGUCUGCUUCACGAGUUUUAAAAACACUACAUAGAGUUAAUCCAUCCAAACAUAAAACUAUGAUAGAUAAUAUGAUAGCUAUGUUAGAGAAAUAUGCCAAUCAUUUAGAAGAAUUGGUAGCAGAAAGAACCAGUGAACUAGAUGUAGAGAAGAAAAAGACUGAAAAUCUUCUAUAUAGAAUGUUACCUCAAUCAGUAGCUGAAGAUUUAAAGUUAGGAAAACCAGUGAAAGCCGAAUUAUUUGAUGAAGUCAGUAUAUAUUUCUCAGAUAUUGUCGGUUUUACUAAAAUCUGUUCUGAAAGUACCCCGAUUGAGGUUGUAAACUUGUUAAACAGUCUGUAUACAUUAUUUGAUGAUAUUAUAACCAAUUAUGAUGUAUAUAAAGUUGAGACAAUAGGAGAUGCCUACAUGUUAGCUAGUGGUCUACCUAAACGUAACGGCGAUAAACAUAUCAAAGAAAUAGCCGAUUGUUCUAUGGACAUCCUGUCUUCUAUAACUACCUUCAGUAUUCCUCAUCAACCCAAUAAAAAAAUUAGAAUCAGAAUUGGUAUACAUACUGGUCCAGUAGUUGCUGGUGUAGUAGGAUUAGCUAUGCCUAGAUAUUGUUUAUUCGGUGAUACAGUUAAUACGGGAUCUAGAAUGGAAUCAACGGGAGUGCCCUUGAAGAUUCAUCUUAGUCCGCUAUCUGCCGAGAAACUGUCAGCGUAUGAGAGUGGGUAUUAUUUACAUUGUCGUGGUGAAAUUCAAGUCAAAGGAAAGGGAGCAAUGACAACGUAUUUCUUGGAAGGUAAACAGGGAUUUGAUAAAGUGUUCCCUUCAGAUGAUGACUUCACAACGUCCCCUAAACCUGAACAGUACAACACAUCCAAAAAUAACAGUGAACCGGUGAAAGAAAAAUCUGGAAAUCAUUACAUUUAUCCACUUAAAAAAAUUAUUAUUGAAGAAAAUAUGAACCCUUUAGAAGAAAUUAAAAUGAAAGCAGUGGGAUUAAAGCGACAUCGGGAAGAUUACAAUAAUCGUGCUAACAUGUGUAUCGACACUUCGUUUUGA